Colletotrichum phormii is the source of this 501-nucleotide messenger RNA. RefSeq lists its product as uncharacterized. NCBI's taxonomy places the organism in Eukaryota, Fungi, Ascomycota, Sordariomycetes, Glomerellales, Glomerellaceae. The transcript has a single exon. Bases 106 to 393 code for a protein of 95 amino acids. The record is from RefSeq and is a predicted model, not a curated record.
AUUGGGGACAAAUGUCAGGUUUGAAUUGCGACUGCGAGGACUAUAUCAUAUAGAAAAUCAAAAGUCAUCCCCUCUUCACAGCAAUCCCCCACCUGCUGUCCCCCAAUGUCGUCAAGGUCGGGAACCAUUGUCAGGCUUGUAUUCCCUUGGCUUACUAGAGCCAGAAUACCCCACCUGCUGCUUCCCAUUGUCACUUUAAUCCCACCGCAGAACCCCAAAACUGUUGAUCGAGACGUGAGCUUUUCUCUGUGGCCCAGAUGUGACCACAUCAGAGAGACGCGACCAGCCCAAACUCAUGAGCCCUUUCGGGCCCCCAUUACAAACGUUGUCCCCACGUAUCGGCACCCGGCUGGGUGGUGGCGUGUAUCGUGGGGUAGAUCCUCCUCGGCCUAGUCCGAGAUGCUGGCUCCGGAGCAAAGUAGCCUCUGCCGCGAGAAAUCGUGAGAGUUGAUGUGACGAUCUCGGCAUAUCGCUCUUACUAUCGCGCUUAUCUCCUUCAGA